This is a messenger RNA of Peronospora farinosa, 804 nucleotides long. The record is from the annotation of a GenBank genome assembly. NCBI's taxonomy places the organism in Eukaryota, Oomycota, Peronosporomycetes, Peronosporales, Peronosporaceae.
AUGAAAAAAACAAACACUGCACCUCCCCUCGAUAGACUGCAACAGACGACUGCACCGCCAGUGGCAACUUCAACUUCCACGCCGCGCAAGCCAAAUGCCAAUGGCCACGAUCUGACAGAACGAGUAAUGCACGACUUGUCUAACGCCAAUGUCAAAUAUGACGCGAGUCGGCCGAAGUGGAUGGGCUCCACUCGAAGUGUCACGAGUACCAGCUCGGGUACAUCAGGUGCAAAUGCUUUAGCUCCGUCGCCAAUUCCUGAUCUUGUUGAGCGACCUGCGUCCACGCUGUCUGUUUCAGAAAAACUCCAUGGAGACCCGAACGAUCCGCACACACUUCUGAAGGCGAUCUUUCACUAUUAUUGCCGUUUUGGGAGAACUGGAUCGAGAGGUCUUGGAGAGACGACACUCGCUACGUCUCAUAAUUUGAACUUUGUCAAGUUGUGCCGCGACUCCCCUGACCUGCUUGGCCCUUCCUUAAGCAAAACGGACGUGGAUCUUAUCUUCGUAAGGUCCAAGAAGAAGGGGGAACGGCGGAUCAACUAUACACGGUUUCUAGACGCUUUAGGGAUGAUCGCCAUCCAGAAAUACGGCGACAUGGCACUAAAAGCGUCUGUGCCCAAGCUAUUGGAGGCUUAUCUUGCCUAUCUGCCAUGCCUGCUCGAGCUCACGGACGGCGAGACGGUCCAGGCUGUGUGGCAAAAACGAGCAGAUCACAACGAAUCCAUCGUGACAAGUGAAGCGGUAUCAUCUCCAAAGUCACCUUUGUUUUCAAUUGCUCGACCUAAUAAUCUGUCUACUACUUAG